AUGGCCUUCAAGCUUGCUGUCCGCAAGCAAGGAAUGUGUCCUCAGCGCAGUUUCUCAAAGACCCCUCACAUCCCGGACCCGGCGGAGCCCGGCAACUACGGCAAGGGCAAGCUCGGCUACGGCAACAUGGUGCUGGGCAUCACCGCGGAGUCGAUCUCCGAUCCGGAAGCGCGCAAGCGCGGCCUGAACUCCGAGUUGGCCAACGGCCGACUGGCGAUGAUGGCGAUCAUGGGGCUUUGGGUCCAGGAUGGCCUCUUCGGCACCCCUUAUGGCCUCUACACCGGCAGCUCUGCCUUCGAGAACGAGCUCGGCGUGCAGGCCCCGCUCGGCUACUUCGACCCUCUGGGGCUCUCCAAGGACGGUGACGUGGAGACCUUCCGCCGCCGCCGCGAGUCGGAGAUCAAGAACGGCCGCGUCGCGAUGUUUGCGACCAUGGGAUACAUGGUGCCCGAGUACUUCAAGUUCCCGGGCUAUCUCGCCCCGUCCUCCAACCUCAAGUUCGCCGACGUGCCCAACGGCCUGGCCGCGAUCACAAAGGUGCCCGCCGAGGGUUGGCUGCAGUGGGUGGCGCUGUGCGGCUGCUAUGAGUGGUGCGUCAACCUGCCCGUGGACCCUGCCGAUCCUGGAAAUUAUGGCAAGGGCAAGCUCGGCUACGGUAACAUGGUGCUGGGCAUCACCGGUGAGAGCAUCAGCGACCCCGAGUCGCGAAAGCGAGGACUGAACUCCGAGCUCGCCAACGGCCGGCUGGCGAUGAUGGCCAUUGUGGGUCUGUGGGUCCAGGACGGCCUGUUCGGGACACCCUACGGCUUGUACCAGGAGGUCGUUCGGUGUCUCGAUGGAGGGCGCAGCGCAGCGCCUUUAAGUGGAGGAGGCGAGGAGGAUGUGGCAUCGAUUGCUCGGGAUGGUUGCCUCCAGAACAAGACUUCUUCUGGAGGAGUUGGGCGCACGAGCGGCUGCAGGUAA
Molecule: messenger RNA, 963 nt
Organism: Symbiodinium natans
Lineage: Eukaryota; Dinophyceae; Suessiales; Symbiodiniaceae
Source: the annotation of a GenBank genome assembly